This is a messenger RNA of Paramuricea clavata, 490 nucleotides long. The record is from the annotation of a GenBank genome assembly. Lineage: Eukaryota; Metazoa; Cnidaria; Anthozoa; Malacalcyonacea; Plexauridae.
AUGAGUGAAACAUGGCUAAAGAACAAUCCUCACUUAUUAGAAUAUGUUAACAUUCCUGGCUACUCUAGCGCCUUUCGCAACCGAGAUAAAAUUUGUGGGGGAGGAGUUGGUGUGUAUUUGAGGGAUACUAUUAACUACAAGAGGCGUACAGAUAUUGAAGACAUCGAACCUGAACUAGAACACAUAUGGCUGGAAAUACCUAGUAAAAAUAAACACAGUAAGAUUUUGCUCGGAGUAUUGUAUCGAUCAGAGCGUUUACAGGACUUCCAAGCUUGGAUGGACAAGACCGAAAAUUUGCUAAGCCAGCUAAAUGUCCUCUGGGAUGGUCCACUUGUCGUCACCGGCAACAUGAAUAUCAACCUGUUGAAACCUGAAUUACCCCAAGUUAAGAAAUAUACUGAUUUACUGGAAUCGCUGAAUCUUUAUCAACACGUGCAAUGUCCUACUCGUACUGCUCCUACUUCUGCAACACUUAUUGACCACAUAAUUA